Molecule: messenger RNA, 1013 nt
Organism: Benincasa hispida (wax gourd)
Lineage: Eukaryota; Viridiplantae; Streptophyta; Magnoliopsida; Cucurbitales; Cucurbitaceae
Source: RefSeq, a predicted model, not a curated record
AUUAUUGGAUGGAGAAAUGAGAUGGCAAAUUCAAGGUUGGAGAUUAGCUGCCCUGGUCUCAAAUCAUUAGAACUUGCUGGAGCAAUACAGCUUGUACAGUUAAAGUAUUCAGCUUCUAUUUUCGACGCCUCCCUUUAUUAUAGCCGCACUUUCAUGUGCGAACGCAGGAUAUAUGAAAAAGUUCAAAUGCUGCUGUGGAAGCUAGCUGAAGUCAGUGUUUUCAUACCAUGCACAUGGACUAUUUUGAUCUUCACAAUAUGGGAGUUGACAUAUGUGCCAAUUCCUGUCACUGGUUGGAAAUCUGUAGAGUUCAGACUUCUUUUCACAAAGUGGCACUUGCCUGGAAUAUGCAGCAUUCUCAGGAAUUCACAUUGGUUGGAAACACUAACUUUCUACAUUUACCCAGGAUCAUACUCUAUAUUCUUGACUGAGGAAGCGAAAUGGAUGGAGGCUUAUGAUUUUGAUGGUAAGGAUUACUGGAAGUCACCGUAUGGCGAUUUCCGUUGCCUCAGAAAGUACCUCAAGACUGUUAUGAUAUACGGAUAUGUAACUGAGCCAUACGUGUUGGAGCUUAUAGAAUUUCUAUUGAAGAAUGCCUUGGUCCUGGAAAAGGUGGUCAUUUCCACCAAGAGGACUCUCCAGCCCAUUCACCAAUAUGAAUUAUUCAAAGACGCUGUUUUCGAUCAGGAGGAUCGUUUCACUCCUGAAGAACUACUUCAGUUUUCUCAGAAACUGUUAACUCUUCCAAGGGCAUCCAAGUCUGCUGUAAUUCAGUUCUGCUAAUGAUAUAUCGUACCGCGAAUCCGAAGAUCGGUUCUUGUGGUCUAUAUUUCAUCUCAAUGUAUGUUAUUUCUCCUCCAUGAUGCAAAGUACCUCAUCUACUAGACUGCUAGUCCUUCAAUUUUUAUGAUUCCUCUGCCUCUGCCACUCUUAGCUCCCCUGAAAAAGGAAAUCAGUGGGAAAUUUUUGCACCGAGUGUCUAAUGGUGGUAGUGCCCUUUUACUUUUUGAUGU